AUGAGCUAUGCUCUAUUGCCUGGAGAUGGAAUCGAUCCAUAUACUCUGCCCAUGUUAGACCCGAAACCAUGGGAACGAGUGGAAGAGAUCCGCCGUGCGCGUGAGGGCUAUGUUUAUGGACCACCCCUGUUGGGGAAUACCUCUGCCUUCCCGACUGGAGUGUUGGGAGAUGCCAUGGUGGCUCGUGACCGAGCCCAGUGGUUUAAGGAUGUGGAAUAUGUGACGAAUAAUGUCUAUCCAGAGAUAGAAAAGGCGGCUACAGCUUUAGCAAUGGCAGGGGGUUUGCAGGACCUAUCUGACUACAAGGUCCUCUACGAGGGGCAAUGGCGCUUCACUGUCCCGGAUGGUGUGGCACCAGGCAUGUUGACCAACUGGACACAAGACCUACUAUUCUCAAUGGAACGGCUAUCUACCAACCCAUAUGUGGUCCGCCGUCUCCAUCCACAUCACGAUGCACUUCCCUUUCCCGUGGAAGAUCGAGUUGUGCGACAUCUGGCCUCGGGAAGGACGCUUGCUGAUCUGCAUGACGAAGGGCGGUUGUUUAUCGGUGACCACUCAUAUCAAGCAAGAUAUCCGAAGACACCAGGACGCUGGACUGCAGCAUGUACAGGGUAUUUCUUUAUUCACCCCUACUCAGGUGAAUUCAAACCGCUGGCGAUCAAGACGAACAUGGGCCGUGAUCUAACCUAUACUCCGCUGGAUGAUGAGAAUGACUGGCUCUUUGCCAAAAUGGCCUUUAGCAUGAAUGAUCUCUUUCAUUCACAGCUGUAUCACCUCGCAAACACCCACGAUGUUGCAGAGCCUGUGCAUCAGGCAGCUCUUCGGACGAUGAGCUCUCGACAUCCUGUGCGUGGAUUCCUGGAUCGCUUAAUGUAUCAGGCAUAUGCGGUGCGUCCUAUCGGAGAAGAGUUCCUCUUUAAUGAGGGAGGAUUUUACGAUAGCUCUUUUGCCAUGCCCAAUUUCUCUGGCAAAAAAUUCGCCACAGAGGCAUACUGGGGCCACGCAGGUCACUUCCAAGCCACUGGAUUUUACCGCGACCUCGCUGACCGAGGUUUGGUCGACUGCAAGUACGGACCGGCAUUGAGCUCUUUUCCCUUUUAUUCAACUGUGGCGCCGAUGGUGGACGCCAUAGAGGAAUUUGUGCAAGACUUCGUGAAAUCCUACUAUAAGUCCGAAGACAUUAUAAGCCAGGACGACGAGUUACAAGCGUGGAUUAUUGAAGCCAACGAAGAAGCUAAAGUAAUUGAUUUCUUCCAGCCACCUCUUCUUAACCGUGAAUCACUUACUUCCAUCCUGUCGCAUAUGGCCUUCCUGUCUGGAAUUGCCCACCAUGCUUUAAAUGGCGCCACUGUCGGGGAAGCAUCGGGAACUUUACCUUUACACCCAUCAUCUUUUAACCAUCCUCUCCCGGAAAGCAAAGGUAGCAUUACAUCUCUUCUACCAUAUUUGCACAAUGAAACCGAAGCUAUAAAGCAAGCCUCUCUCCUUGUACGCUUUAACCGCCCUCUCCUGAGUGAGCAGGGUGGCAACCUUCCCCAGAUGUUUUCAGGUGUCCGCUUUCUCUCGCGGAUAGAGGAGGCGGUACAGAGUGCUGAGACACGGUUCCGAGAGCGUAUGUUAGCUAUUAGUGAUGAUAUUCGGGCGAUGGAGUUUGAUGAUGAGGGAUUGUCACAGGGAAUGCCUUUUAUUUGGAGGUCGAUCGAUCCAAGGAAGAUUCCAUAUUAUCUAUGUGUAUAA
Messenger RNA from Aspergillus tanneri, 1737 nucleotides. RefSeq lists its product as uncharacterized. Gene Ontology annotation, biological process: lipid oxidation. The transcript is spliced from 3 exons. The record is from RefSeq and is a predicted model, not a curated record. Gene Ontology annotation, molecular function: metal ion binding; oxidoreductase activity, acting on single donors with incorporation of molecular oxygen, incorporation of two atoms of oxygen. Bases 1 to 1737 code for a protein of 578 amino acids. NCBI's taxonomy places the organism in Eukaryota, Fungi, Ascomycota, Eurotiomycetes, Eurotiales, Aspergillaceae.